Drosophila persimilis is the source of this 1602-nucleotide messenger RNA. It is a transcript of the gene idc, whose product is annotated as zinc finger and SCAN domain-containing protein 12. Gene Ontology annotation, cellular component: nucleus. The transcript is spliced from 5 exons. Gene Ontology annotation, biological process: regulation of transcription by RNA polymerase II. Bases 36 to 1553 code for a protein of 505 amino acids. Gene Ontology annotation, molecular function: DNA-binding transcription factor activity, RNA polymerase II-specific; zinc ion binding; RNA polymerase II cis-regulatory region sequence-specific DNA binding. NCBI's taxonomy places the organism in Eukaryota, Metazoa, Arthropoda, Insecta, Diptera, Drosophilidae. The record is from RefSeq and is a predicted model, not a curated record.
UAACUGGUGUAUUGAUUUUGAAAUAAUUCGACAAAAUGCGAGACUCAGAGCCAACAGAUGUUGCACCGCGACAAAACUGGAUAGUGUGCCGUUUGUGUCUGACGCAGCCCAAGGAGGCCAUGUCCAGCAUUUUCAGCGAUGAUGCGACGAAGGAUGUGACAAACAUGAUCAAAACUUGUGGCGGUGUUCCAAUCAAGAAGUUCGAUCACUUCCCGGACAAAAUAUGCACCAGGUGCCUGAAGGUUCUGCACAUUUCGUUCAGGUUUCGUCAGACAUGCCAGCAGGCGUACAAACACCUCCAAAAGUUCGUAGGCCCCAUCGAAGUAGAGCAGAAGGCCGACGAUGAUUUUCCAAAUGCGGCGCAAGAAGCUCCAGUGGCUGAAGAGGAUGAUGAGGAGCUGGUCGAUGGCCACUAUGAGCAAAUCGAAGAAAAUAUGCCAACCACUCAUGAGCUCGCCGAGGCGCAGGCCUUUACCGACGACAUGGAGGAGGGCAUAUUGGUGGAACUCGUAAAGGAGGAGGGUGUCCGUGUGAAGAGCGAGCAGGUGGAGGAAGAUGUCAUCAUUGAGGAGCUAUACGAUGUCUACGAUCCCUACGACGGGGAGGGUGACAUUGUAGCAGAUGGGAUCUACGAACAGGAACGGGAGCAAGAGAUGGUCGAGCACUCGUUGUCUGGUCUCUCGGCGGACAUUGAGUAUCUGGAGCACGUCGAACAGGAGCAGGAACAAGAGCCGGAUCAGGAUCAACUGACAGAGAGCGCCAACGAGGACGAGAUGGAAGGUACAAACUCAGCCGAAGAGGAAUUUCUACCAGCCAAACCACUCCGUGGUCUAGCACCCAAACGACGCAUGAACACUCGCGCCAAGGCAGCAACAGCAACGGUCACAUCAGGAGCCGCCUCCAGGGGUGGCGUUCGAAGCAGUCCGUUGAAGAUAAAACGUGGCAACAACGACACAACCACCGAUGCUGAUGUGACCCUCACAAUUGGCGACGACCUGGUGCGAAAACACGGCAUCAAAACAAAGGGUGGACACAAAAUCCUUGUCGGCGACAAGAAGGAGUUCAAGUACAUCUGCGACAUGUGCGGAAAUAUGUAUCCAUCCCAGAGCCGCCUCACCGAGCACAUUAAAAUCCAUUCGGGUGUAAAGCCGCACGAGUGCGAAAUUUGCGGGCAUUGCUUUGCCCAGGCCCAGCAGCUGGCGCGUCACAUGAAUACGCAUACAGGGAAUCGGCCGUACAAGUGCAGCUAUUGUCCGGCCGCCUUUGCAGAUCUCUCCACGCGCAACAAGCAUCACAGAAUCCACACAAAUGAGCGUCCGUACGAGUGCGAUGUGUGCCACAAGACCUUCACUUAUACCAAUACACUCAAGUUCCACAAGAUGAUCCAUACUGGAGAGAAGCCCCACGUUUGCGAGAUUUGCGGCAAGGGCUUCCCGCAGGCAUAUAAGCUGCGUAACCACCGGGUGGUGCAUCAAAAACGGGGCAACACCAGGGACCCUGCCGCUGCCCUGAUGCCCUAUGAUACGGCCAACAUUGUUGGCAUUGAGAUGUAGAUAUCGGCAUCUAAUCAAAACUUGCAAGAUUAAACAUAUAAAACUGUAA